AAACAAACAACUGUCAAAACUGGAAUCGCACGUGUUUACUUUUUUUUUAUUCUAGUUGAUUGUUAAAGGUUUUUUUUAUAUUUUUCUUUAAAUUUAUUAUUUAAAAUGGGAGGACAUCAUAAAAAGAAUAUUCGUGCUGAAAAAGCAAAAGUUAAACUAAAGGGUGCCAAAUUACCCAAAGGUCUAAAUAUCACCAAAACCGAUUUUAAAGUUAAGAAAAUUGUUAUCAAAGAACAACUUGCCGAGUCUCAAGUUGAAGAUGGCAAGAGAAAACUAAACAUCAAGGAAACCCUUAAUCGCCUUAAACACAGUAGCUCCUCAUUUCGUACGGAAGCGCUUCGCAAUCUUCGGGAAUCUAGUUUCACUUCAGAUGAAAUUUUUCGACAUUUAGGUGACUUGAUUCAAUCUAUCGCUGCAAUCAGUCUCGACAUCGAAAAAGACACUCGGCGAGAAUGUUUUAAAACUCUCAGUAGUCUAUUGGCCACUCUACCCACCGAAGCAAUAGAACCAUUUUUCCAGGCUUUGUCUUCGUAUCUGCGAUGUGCUAUGACUCACAUCCAACCAUCGCUCCAAGAAGACUCGCUUCUAUUCUUGGACGUCCUCCUGCUCCACGUACCGGUGUUGGUGGCUGAAAACAGUACAAAAAUCUUCCAAAACUUUAUUGAAAUGAUUUCCAAGAUUCGUACGGAUGCUAAACCAGGACGAACACUCACUGUCAAUAUGGGUAACAAAACAACAACAAUCCAAUGGCGUAGCAAAGUACUUGAACGUCUACAGGGAAUGCUAAAAACUCUCAUCGAAAGUCAUCGGAAUCGGUUAACGAUUUCUUCAGUUGGUCAAAGUUCUCGCUACAAGAUUACCAAUACUUUUAGUGCUGUCCAGCCACAGUACUUUCCUGUAGUAAAAUGGCAAUUGAAUGAGAACUGUGACUUAUCGCAGAUCUUUAACAAAUCGAUAAGUGAGAAAUCAACUUCGAAGGCAGAUCAGAGUUCGAUUCUUAAAGGAUACAUUGAAAAUUUAAUGCCAUUGCUAUUUGAAUCUUGGUUAGAAGUUCGUAGUAGCGAAAAUGAGAACUCCUCAAAGGAGGUGAUACUUUCUUAUGACGCGGCCAAAACGCUCAAGAUUGUUCUUGAAAUUCUUCAAAAUCUUUGGGUACUUACAGAAAUGCUCGAAGCUGAGAUCAACAAUACGGAUUUGAGUAGAUGGUUUCGUAAAGAGUAUGCCGAUAGCUUUGUAGCAAAUUUUUUGGGUACCUUUCCCUACAAACAGGGUGAAGGUUCCCGUUUAGCAAAGUCAAAAUCGAAAGGGGCUGCAUCUGAGAAGGAGGUACUCGAAGCUGGUGGGCCACAUUGUCUGCUGCAGAACACAACUCUGGCUUAUUUGAUGUGUGUUUUUUAUGAGAACAAGUUGGAUAAGAAUGUUGAAAAGGUCGCCGAAAUGUUGAGGUUUCUAACGAAAAUUGUAUCUGAGAUCAAAAGCACCCAUUUGGAUGGUUUUCAGUGUCUUGAAAAAGCCUUAAGGGCAAAUCUAUACCAUAGUGGACUGACGUUGCUGAGGUAUGAUCAGGAAAAUACACGGGCUCUUUUGAGGACGGUGAUAAAUUCAGCUCAAAAUGGCUACUUUACGAAGGAAGGACAAACGAAGGUGUUGAUAUUGCUAUGUGAUAUUGUAUCCUCGCCAAAAUUAAAUUCUUUAUAUGGACCAACUGAAUUUGAUUCUUGGCUAUCGGAGUUGCCCAAGCAGAUUCUACUGAAACCAACGAUACCACAAGAAGCGCUUAUGGCUUUAUCUAAUCUUGGAAAGCAAAAAAAUGUUAGAUUCCUUAAGGCGUUACCUUCUAUUAUUGAACCAGUUAUUGAAAAUAUUCAAAAAGUCCAAGUUCUAGGAAGUGAAAAUGCAUUCGAAGGCAAAAAACUAAUUAUGAAUCUGUUUUUCUGGACAGAUCGUUUUAGUCUAGAACAACAAAAGGAAUUGAUUGUAAAAAUUGAUGCACAUGUAACUGAUAAGAGAAUAUCAAGCUAUUUUAAGUUUAUUGUGACAAAAUAAAAUUUAUAUAAAAAA
Episyrphus balteatus (marmalade hoverfly) is the source of this 2061-nucleotide messenger RNA. Its product is annotated as testis-expressed protein 10. NCBI's taxonomy places the organism in Eukaryota, Metazoa, Arthropoda, Insecta, Diptera, Syrphidae. The record is from RefSeq and is a predicted model, not a curated record. The coding region runs from base 106 to 2046 and encodes 646 amino acids. Gene Ontology annotation, cellular component: nucleus; MLL1 complex. The transcript has 5 exons.